Messenger RNA from Verruconis gallopava, 897 nucleotides. RefSeq lists its product as uncharacterized. The record is from RefSeq and is a predicted model, not a curated record. NCBI's taxonomy places the organism in Eukaryota, Fungi, Ascomycota, Dothideomycetes, Venturiales, Sympoventuriaceae. Bases 1 to 897 code for a protein of 298 amino acids. The transcript has a single exon.
AUGACCGCUCAAACUCCAGGCUUUGGUCAGCGUCAGUAUUGGGAAGAUCGAUAUACGAAGAAUCCUAAAGCUUAUGACUGGCUCAAUGGACCGGGCAUUCUCGACAAAGCCCUCGAUAGCGCUCUUGCGAGUGCCCAAGGCAGUGCUCCGCGUAUUCUACACAUAGGCUGCGGGAACUCAGAAUUGUCUUUCAAUUUGCGGUUCAAGGUCCGAGAUCCGAACCAGGUCCACAAUGUUGAUUUCUCCUCCGUGGUUAUCGACUGGGGCAGAGAACGAGAGAAAUCAAUGUUUGAUAGUCGAUGGGAAGACGAAUCGGGCGGAUCCUCCUCCGCCGCUGCAGCGUCAGAGCCCAAGAUGCCGAUGAUGAAAUGGGACGAGGUCGAUCUCCUUUCGUUGCAAUCCGUCAUCUCGAACUGCAUGUUAGGAGGCUACUCCGUUAUCAUCGAUAAGUCUACGUGUGAUGCGAUUGCUUGCGCUGCGACUGCAGAAAUCUCUAUACCGUACUUUUUGUACACAGACAGGGACGGUGCCGAGACACGGAUUGACAUUGCGGAUUCGUACACUGGCACCGUCAACGCAGUGCAGCUGUUGGCUGUUCACCUCGCUCUUGUCGCCGCCCCAAAGGCUCGAUGGAUAGCCUACUCGUAUUCAAGUACGCGCUUCUGGUUCCUGGACCCCGAUUUUGAGCAGACAGCUGAAGAUGAGGAGAGCCUCUUUCCUUUGCAUCCAGGCUUACCGAAACCGAAGGAUCUGUGGGUCAUUAUUGAGCGUCAGGAGAUUGCAAAGCCGUAUGGGACGAGCAGCGCUGAUGAUGCACAUUAUCUGUACGUUCUGGAAAGAACCUCUGUUGCUCUGAAAGCAAGAAGCCUGGCUCGUACCGAGGCCGAGGAAGAUUGA